Messenger RNA from Penicillium vulpinum, 999 nucleotides. RefSeq names its product Efg1 domain-containing protein. The record is from RefSeq and is a predicted model, not a curated record. NCBI's taxonomy places the organism in Eukaryota, Fungi, Ascomycota, Eurotiomycetes, Eurotiales, Aspergillaceae. The coding region runs from base 1 to 999 and encodes 332 amino acids. Gene Ontology annotation, biological process: maturation of SSU-rRNA from tricistronic rRNA transcript (SSU-rRNA, 5.8S rRNA, LSU-rRNA). The transcript has 2 exons. Gene Ontology annotation, cellular component: nucleolus; preribosome, small subunit precursor.
AUGUCUACAGACGCUAAAAGCCACAGCGACAGGGCAGCUCCCUCAAAGAGGAAGACUCGGGAUGGGUCAGAGGAUGUCCCCCCGGCCCGCAAAAAGGUCCACCGCAAAGGAGACAAAGCAGAUGACCAAAUUCAAUUCGUGGACUUCACCAGCAAAGGCGAUGGAUCGAAGCCCAAAGUGACUCGGAAAUUCAAGGACAAAUUUGCUCCCAAGCCUGAAAAGGAAUACCCAUCGAUCAACGAUCUCAAAAAGCGAAUUCGCGAUGUGAAGCGACUACUCAACAAAAUGGACCUGUCUGCGGAUGCUCGCAUCUUGCAGGAACGCGCUCUUGCUGGAUAUGAGCAAGAUCUUGCAGAUGAAACUACACGCAGAGAACGGUCAUCAUUGAUCAAGAAAUAUCACUUUGUCCGAUUCCUUGACCGCAAAACUGCUACCAAGGAACUUGCUCGACUUACCCGCCGCGAGAAGGAAGAAGAUCUGGAUUCGAAACAAAAGGCUCGUCUUGCGGCAAAAAUCCACACCUGCCAGGUCAACAUCAACUAUGCGAUCUACUAUCCUCUCACCGAGAAAUACAUUUCAAUCUACCCCAAUGGAAAAGCCGAUGUAGCGAAGCCGGAGUCAGAGCUGCAAACGGAUGAAAGCAAAUCCAACGACUCCAAGCCCCCGUUGUGGUCUGUCGUUGAGAAGUGCAUGGAAGAAAAUACACUGAGCCUUCUUCGUGAAGGAAAGUUGCACAUCAAUGCCAACGGAGAGAAGAUCCAAACUUCUUCGUCUGGUAAAAAGGCAACUGCAGAUACCCACAAGGAGAAGAGCAAGAAGAAAGAGCAACAGAAAGAGACCAAGGUUGCUACCCAGAAGGACAAGCAUGUUUCCAAAGAUGAUAAGAAUAGAAGCAAGAAGGAGAAGCCUGCACACAAGGAGCGGGCGUCUAAGAAGCACGAGGAACCAGAAGCCAAUGCGGAGGACCAGGGUGAUAGCGAUGGUGGCUUCUUUGAAUAG